CAGGAGGUCGCCGCCAUCGACGAGGCCCUGGAAGUGCUGGAGGAGGCCCAGGCCGCGGACAACGCCACGGCGGCCAGCAACGCCUCCAACGCCACGGGUGCGGUGAGCACCCUGCUCGCUGGGCGCAGACAGGCCAGCAGGGCGCGCGCGCUGGAGCGGCGCGCCAGCAGGCGCAAGCGCACGCGGGCGCCCCCGUCGCCGGCCGCGGUGAAGGCGACCGGCGUGGUCGAGGCCUACAUGUCGGGCGGCGCCCAGUCGCCAGGGCGCGCCAGGCUGCGGAGGCGGCGCUGGCCGAGCUGGCCUCCCGCGCCGAGGACGCGGCGCCGGCCACUGGAUCGGCCCUGAGCGCGAUGCUGGCCGACGCUCUGGCGGUCGUGGUCGAGAAGAUCGACGCGCUUCGGAGCACGCUCUAUGAGGAGCAGCACGCGGAGGUGGGGCACCGCGACGCGUGCGUCGAGCAGGGCAACCAGGUCGAGCAGGAGCUGGAGGAGCGCACCACUGCAGAGCAGGGCUACAACAGCACGAUCGACCGGACGGCGGCGAUGCUCAACGCCACCGCCGAGGAGGUGAGCGAGAUCGAGGGCCAGAUCCGCGAGAUGGAUGCCUCGCUGGUUGCCGCGAGGACGGGUAGGGCUGCGGAGCACGCGUCUCUGAAGGCGUCGGUGCAGGAGCAGCUCGAGCUCCAGAGGAAGCUCCGACGGGCGAUCCAGGCCCUGAAGAACUUCUACGCGGAGAAGGCCAGGUCGCCAGGGCUGCUGCAGGCGGCAGUCUCUGCCAGCGGGCGCCUGCCCGAGGAUUACGCCUUCUCCAAGGGGCCGAACCUGGAGGACGGGCUGGCGGGCCUGUGCUUCGGCAACUCCACGAGCUCCCUGCAGCGGGCGCAGCUCAGCUGCAGCAGGGAGCCCGACUGCUUCUUCAUAUACGACGAGGGCUGCGACGGCACCUCGUGGCGCUACUGCGCGGCCCUCCCCGGGAACCUGAGCGGCUCCAGCAGCUCAGGGGGCGCGUGCACCAUGCUGAAGGUGGAGAAGGCGGCGCCCGUCUCGACGACCUUCUCGAAGCCCCUGCAGUCCCACAGGGGGGCACAGGGGAUCCUGGCGAUGCUGCAGAUCCUGCUGGACGAGUCCGAGCAGAUGAUCGAGAGCAUCACGCAGGCCGAGUCCCAGGCCCUGGACACGUACGGCCAGGACGUCGUGACGACGCAGGCGUCCGUGCAGGAGAAGACCCAGCAGGUCACCGCGCUGAACCAGGCCUACAGCGACGCGCAGGUCGAGCUGGAGGAGGCGGUCCAGGCGAGGGCGGCGGUGUCCAGGGAGAGGGAGGAGAUCGUGGCCUACCGCGCCGUGGUGGAGGAGAAGUGCGGCCCGCUGCUGGAGCACUUCGCCGGCAGCCAGGAGGCGCGCGCCGAGGAGCUGGAGCGGCUGCUGCAGGCGCGGCAGACGCUGCAGGGCAUGCGGGAGAGCGCCGGGGCCGUUGGCCUGCUGGCGCGCCGGGCCGCCGUCGCGGUGCGGGCGCGCGCCUCGUAAAGGGCCGUGGCGCGCCUGCGUGCCGGCAGCGAGAGUCAAAGAGCCGCGCGGGGCGCGCGCGCGCGCCUCCUGCCGGCGCGCGGGCUGCGCCACGACGGCGAGGCCUGGCCUGGGAGG
Molecule: messenger RNA, 1643 nt
Organism: Prorocentrum cordatum
Lineage: Eukaryota; Dinophyceae; Prorocentrales; Prorocentraceae
Source: the annotation of a GenBank genome assembly